Messenger RNA from Fusarium musae, 1572 nucleotides. RefSeq lists its product as uncharacterized. The coding region runs from base 1 to 1572 and encodes 523 amino acids. The transcript is spliced from 3 exons. The record is from RefSeq and is a predicted model, not a curated record. Gene Ontology annotation, molecular function: oxidoreductase activity. Lineage: Eukaryota; Fungi; Ascomycota; Sordariomycetes; Hypocreales; Nectriaceae. Gene Ontology annotation, cellular component: cytoplasm.
AUGGCAACUGAUAAGAAACAGAAUGAAAGCCAAAUCAAGCUUGGUUCGGACGACGAGCUGAACCUGUAUCUCAGCCCAGCCACAGCCCGAUUUCUCAAGAAUGUAUCAAAGGCAAUCCUUCGAGAUCCGGGACUACCAAGACCAAAUCCAACUGUCUCAGCUUGGCAGGUUCCUCCUCACCCGUCUCUGGCCUCGAUACAGUCGAGAGACCUUCCAAAGUUUACUGAUUUUGCGGUAAUUGGCUCCGGCAUUACUGGUUGCAGUGUCACAAAGACACUCCUGGAACACCCAUCUACAGUCAACUCACGUGUAACGGUGCUUGAGGCCCGCACUCUUGUGAGUGGAGCAACAGGACGCAAUGGGGGGCAUCUUGUCACAGCAUCUGGGCAUACGUUCGGUCCUCUAGCUGAACAAUAUGGAAUUGAAGCAGCAAAGGAGAUCACUCGCUUUAGCAUCAUGAAUAUUGAUCAUUUGAUGAAACUGGUCAGAGAGUUCGAUCCUUCUUUGCAAGAAGAGUGCCAGAUACGAGAUGUCCUAAAAGUCAUGGCAGUUGGAGACGACGAGACAUGGGCUUCUGCGAAGAGCUCCGUUCUGAGUUUCCAGGACAAAGUGCCAGAGUACAGCGCUUAUCACAGUAUAAUUGAAAGAGACCAGGUUCCAGAGAGAUGGAAUAUCAAGAAUGCAUCUGGGGCUGUUGAACAUGAAGCUGGUGCAAUUUGGCCUUACCGACUGCUGACUGGUAUUUAUCAACGCCUGUUAGACAACUACUCUGGUCGACUGAGUAUUGAGACCAACACGCCAGUCACUCGCGUUGAGUUCUCUAAGGGACUAUAUCCAUACACCAUCACUACCCCAAGGGGGAGCAUCCGAGCGAAAAAGGUCAUCCAUUGUACGAAUGGGCAUGCGGCGCACCUAUUACCCAACUUGACUGGAGGCCUGUAUCCAUUCCGAGGAACAAUGUCAGUUCAAAAGCCGGGACCAUUAUUUCCAAAAUACAAAGGAACUCGAUCUUGGAGCUUAUCUCAUAAGUCAACCCUCGACGUAGAAACUGGCUUCUUCGAUACCGGUCUCUAUUAUUUGCAACAAAAUGCUCUGACGGGGAGUAUUUGGAUAGGGAACGAGACGGCUUAUAUGAAGGAUGUUCUGACUGCAGACGAUACCUAUGUUCCUGAAGAAGCAAGGCAGGCACUUUCUACUGUCCUACCAAAAUUGUUUCUGAAUGGCUGGGGAUCAGAAGCCGUUUCGGAGAUCGAGUCCAUUUGGUCGGGCAUUCAAGGCCACACAGCAGAUGGACUUCCUAUAGUUGGCAGGAUACCGAAGUCUCUGACGGGAACUAUUGGUGACGAUGGACAGUGGAUAGCCGCAGGAUUUAACGGGUACGGGAUGGACAAAUGCUGGCUGACAGGUGAGGCGUUGGUUAAGAUGAUGCUUGGUGAGGAUGUCAGCGGCUGGUUUCCUCGGGCAUUCCUCGUCACAGAAGAACGUCUCCAGACUAAGCUGACAGCCGAUCAAACGUUGCUCAAGUUUGCAAAAAUUGCUCUUCCUGGCGGUGCCAGGGAUGGUAAGUUGUAA